UCAUCAUCCGGUCAUGUGUUAAAAUUGAGGUCGAGUUGGCAAAUAUGACUUGAUGAUUUGCACCACCAGGUUCAUCAAACUUUCCAAACCAAGUGUCCAGAUCACCCCACGUACCCCCCUACAAAAAAGCAAGCAGUCCCAACACUAUCACCUUUUACUUCAUUUGAGCCUCAGAUGAUGCCUCAUCUAUAAAACCAUGCUCACCCAUGCAGAUCAAACCCUCAAAGUACUCCAUGGAGAAUCGCCGGAAAAGAAGUAUCUCCGGUGAAAGGUUCUCGUUUCCGAGCACUCCUGGGGCUGAAGACCAAGACUCCGACUUCGAGUUUGGUUCUGUUACACCGGACUCGCCCUCUACCGAUCCCUUCAAAAACUCUCCUGCUGACUAUUUGUUCUUCAAUGGCCGGCUCUUACCACACGCUUUUCCUAUUCAAUCAGCAGCCAAUAUCAUCAUCGACAGCUCUCGUGCAACGAGCCGAACAAGCAGCAUUAGCAGCAAGGACUCGCUGAGGUCGUCGAGAAGUAAUAGCACGAAUAGCAGCAGCAGUAGUCCAAGGACAAGCGCGAGUGAUAAUUCUGAGCGAAGAUUGUUGUAUCAGAACAAAGUUGCAUCCAAAGCAAGUACUUUGGUUAGAGAUCAUAAUGGAUACCAAGCUGGCAAUAAAGCUCUUUCAUCUCAAGUAUAUGGCCGGUCUUCUCAAAGGUGGCAAUAUAUUACAGUGCCUGUACCCAUUUUGACUCGCGAGCCUUCGCGUAGAAAGAAAAUGGAGAUGGUGGGGAAGAAAUUAAGACCAAAGAAACAAGCCGAGGAGAGGAAAGGAGCAAGCUUGUGGCUUUUCGCGAGAUUCUUCUGGUGGAUCGUCUCGGCCUGCAAACAAUGCCAUGCCAUGGAACCGUCGAGGAAAGAUCAUGUAUUACAAGGAAAUAUGGAGUUAGAAUAACUUAUCCAUUUCAAGCUUGUCUUGUAAUUAGUUUGGUUUUUAGUAUCAUGUCGCUAGGCAUAGUGAUUUGGUUUGCUUGGUUUUGAAACUGAUGUGAGAAACAAAAGUACUUCCGAGAUCCGAGAGGAGAUUGGACGUCAUUAAUUGGCGUGUUAAUGAUUUUUGUUUUAGUUUUUUACAUCAUUAUUAAAAUCACUAAGUACCCAAGAGCACCUGUAAAGGGUUGUAAACUAACGUGAUUGCUGUAACUGCGGUUGCUUUGGAGGAAGAUGAUUGUGGUAUGUCGGGUUUUUCUUUUACAAAA
Juglans microcarpa x Juglans regia is the source of this 1242-nucleotide messenger RNA. RefSeq lists its product as uncharacterized. Gene Ontology annotation, cellular component: plasma membrane. The record is from RefSeq and is a predicted model, not a curated record. The coding region runs from base 207 to 938 and encodes 243 amino acids. The transcript has a single exon. Lineage: Eukaryota; Viridiplantae; Streptophyta; Magnoliopsida; Fagales; Juglandaceae. Gene Ontology annotation, molecular function: kinase inhibitor activity.